ACUUUUCUGACAAAAUUAUUCGAUAUGACCGUUUACGUUUGUUGUCUCUCAACAUCCGGAAUGAACGUCACACGUCACUUCCAGUCCUCUUCCUCCGUGGAACACAACAAUGGCGUCUUGUAGUGAGGAAUCUGCUACAGCUACUGAAGAGGAACAGACGGAAACUCCUGCGUCCCAGAAGAGAGAAGCGAGACUACGAAAAUUUCGAGAGUUACAUUUUAAACGGAAUGAAGCACGUAAGCUCAAUCACCAGGAGGUUGUGGAGGAGGACAAGAGGCUGAAACUCCCUGCUAACUGGGAGGCUAAGAAAGCUCGACUGGAGUGGGAACUUGCUGAAGAUCAGAAGAAAAAGGAAUGUGCUGACAGAGGGGAGGACUAUGACAGAGUGAAACUGCUGGAGAUCACUGCUGAUGACGCAGAGCGUUGGGAGAGGAAGAAAAAGAAGAAGAACCCAGACACAGGUUUUGCAGGUUACGCAGAGGCCCAAUUCCGACAGUACCAAAGGCUCACCAAGCAGAUCAGGCCAGACUUGGAGAACUAUGAGAGACAGCGAGUGGAAUGUGGUGAGGACUUUCACCCCACGUCCAACAGCCUAAUCCAUGGAACCCACGUCCCCACGAAGGAGGGAAUUGACCGCAUGGUGGAAGAUGUUGAGAAACAGAUCGAGAAGCGAGCCAAGUACAGCCGACGCAGGGCCUACAACGACGACGCAGACAUCGACUACAUUAACGAGAGGAACGCCAAGUUCAACAAGAAGGCCGAGCGUUUCUACGGCAAAUACACAGCGGAGAUCAAACAGAACUUGGAGAGAGGCACGGCUGUCUAGUGGGUCCAUUCACUUCAGUGGAUGUGUUUACUGCUUCAGUUUUUUUUUUUUUUUUUAAUUUAGGAGUCUUGGGUGCAACUUUUUCUUUUUUCCGUACAUGCUACAUACAUGUUUGUGAAAUGCUAAAAUGGACUGUGUGUUUUAAAGCAGUUUCUCAGACAUCUUAUAUCAUGCUGAGGUUAUUUUGAGCUGGAACAUAAUUCAGUUAACUGUAAGGUUAAUGUAACGUGGUGUCCCUUUGUACAGUAUUAGAAGUUAAAGCAACACUUUAUGAGUAUUCUUAUCCUUAUUUUUAAAUAAACCACUUCCAAUUAUCCA
This is a messenger RNA of Toxotes jaculatrix (banded archerfish), 1144 nucleotides long. RefSeq names its product SYF2 pre-mRNA-splicing factor (gene syf2). The transcript has 7 exons. The record is from RefSeq and is a predicted model, not a curated record. The coding region runs from base 110 to 826 and encodes 238 amino acids. Lineage: Eukaryota; Metazoa; Chordata; Actinopteri; Toxotidae. Gene Ontology annotation, cellular component: post-mRNA release spliceosomal complex; Prp19 complex; catalytic step 2 spliceosome.